Messenger RNA from Ornithodoros turicata, 1020 nucleotides. RefSeq names its product zinc finger BED domain-containing protein 4-like. The coding region runs from base 1 to 1020 and encodes 339 amino acids. The record is from RefSeq and is a predicted model, not a curated record. Gene Ontology annotation, molecular function: protein dimerization activity. The transcript has a single exon. Lineage: Eukaryota; Metazoa; Arthropoda; Arachnida; Ixodida; Argasidae.
AUGCUCAUUACAACUUACAACUUACAGCUUGCCAUUGGAAGUGCGAAGGAGCUCACUCCUGAGCUUAGCCCUCUCUUGAAGAAAGUGAGGGCCAUCGUGGGUCAUUACAAACACACUUCACAAGCCCAAGAGAGGCUUGACAGCUAUCAAAAGGUAGCCGGGAAUACCCCACUUCACCUUAUUCAGGACAUCGAUACAAGAUGGAAUAGCGAGUAUGCUAUGCUACGCAGACUUCUGGAGCUACGGGAACCGAUUACGCUGGAUAUGGCAAAGCACGGGAGCCUGGUUGACUGCUUAACUGGGACAGAGUGGCGCAUUGCUUCUGACUAUGUGAAAGUCCUGAAACCUCUAGCUGAGGCCACAGUCGAGGCUGAAGGUGAGAAAUACCCCACGCUUUCAUGCCAAGUACCCUCUCUCUACUGCAUAUUUCAGUCCCUGAAAUGCGUCUGUGAUCAGGAUAUGACGGCCGAGGGAAAAACCUUCAGUACCAAUGUUGAAAAGAGUUUGAUAACUAGGUUCCCUGAUUAUAACAUGGAUAAAGAUGCCUGCAUAGCAAUGUUCUGCGACCCACGGUACAAGACGGUCAUAUUUAGAAAUGACAGUGCUCGGGAAGAGUGGUUGAAAACCGUUGCUCAGGAACAAUUAAACUAUGCAGAUGCUGGAGAAUAUUAUGGGAAUGAGCAAGAAGGAGGUGCUGUAGCAUCAUCAUCUUUGUGGGCAGCAUUUGAUACUAUGGCUGAGACACAGGACCAGGGAAACAACCCAUCCAAGGAAAUCAGGGCUUACAUUGACGACAAGACAAUCAGUAGAAAUGCUGAUCCGUGCAAAUGGUGGAAAGAGAUGGGGCAGCAUAAAUAUCCAGCUGUAGCCAGGCUAGCACGCAAGUACCUCGCCAUUCCAGCAACGUCAGCUUCCAGUGAACGCGCAUUCUCAGCAGCAGGAAGUGUUGCUACACCAUGCAGAGCUGCCUUACUCCCUGAGCAUGUCAGGCAGCUGACAUUUCUGCACGGCAACCUGUGA